AAAACGUCAAAGUUCGAUCGGGAAAGCCACCAAACCAACCAACCAACUCAUAACAGGAUUCGAAAGUCUUCGCCUUUCUCCUUCUUCGUCAAACCCACUUUCGUUUUUACCCUAAAGAAGAAAGCUUCAAGAAGAUAGUAUUUUUGGAUCAUUUUUGGAGGACUAGAGAGGCUGAGUAAAUAACUAUUGGCUUGUGGUGAUUACUGGAAUUUUGUAGCUAAUCCUGUAGGGGGUGGCUGAUGUGGCCUGUGUAUCUUCUGUUAAAUAAGAUUCUUAAAACUGAAGAGGAAGGGGAGGAAAGAGUCUUUGAACCUGGUGGAGAUCACAUGAGUGUGGCAGAAUGCUGCCCAUUUCAUAUAUCAUCAAAUCAUGGAACAGGCCGCAAUGCUGUGACGCCUUCCUCGUGCUUUCUUGAAGUUCCACAUAUAAACCAGCUCUCCUCUUGGGACUGUGGACUUGCUUGUGUGUUGAUGGCUUUGACAACAAUUGGCAUUAAUGACUAUAGUAUACAGGACUUGGCAGAGCUAUGCACAACAGAAAGCAUUUGGACCGUUGACCUCGCAUAUUUACUGCAGAAGUUUUCUGUUAGCUUUUGCUAUUUCACUAUAACCUUUGGAGCAAACCCAAAGUACUCUGUUGAGACAUAUUACAAGGAGCAGCUGCCCAAUGAUCUGGGCCGAGUAGAUAUGCUAUUUCAAAAAGCAGUGGAAGCUGGAAUCAGUAUAAAGUGCAGGUCAAUUGGUCAAGAGGAAAUUUGUAAGUGGAUAUUAUGUGGGAAAUAUAUAGCAAUUGCUUUGGUUGACCAGUCCAAGUUAAGUUAUUAUUGGCUGGGAGAUGUUAUUGUAUCAGGAUUCCAUGAAAGUGCAACACACUACACUGGUCACUAUAUUUUGAUAUGUGGCUACGAUGCUGGCAAGGAUGAAUUUGAGAUUAGAGAUCCUGCAAUUUCAAGGAAACGUGUCAGAAUCUCAUCAAGGUGCCUCGAAGAAGCACGUAAGUCUUUUGGCACUGAUGAAGAUCUCCUCCUGAUAUCGCUCGAGGAGAGCAGGAAGCAGAAAAGCUAAUCCAGUAUGACUUGCCUUGCAUUUUCCUGCGUUGUUCAGCUUCUGGUACCAUCAUUUUCUGCACAUAUUUCAUGUUCAUGUGUACAGUGUGCAUUUUUAAAGAAAAUAUUAAUUUGGCAUGUUUUACCACUUUUUUUUUCCCCUUUUUUUACUACUUACCUGCCUUUUGUGUAAACUUACAAGCAUAAUAUACAUGUUUGUACAUUAUGUAACUAUUGUACAAAUAAAAUUGCUCAUCUUCC
Molecule: messenger RNA, 1306 nt
Organism: Rubroshorea leprosula
Lineage: Eukaryota; Viridiplantae; Streptophyta; Magnoliopsida; Malvales; Dipterocarpaceae
Source: the annotation of a GenBank genome assembly